Messenger RNA from Zalophus californianus (California sea lion), 1179 nucleotides. RefSeq names its product leucine rich repeats and transmembrane domains 1 (gene LRTM1). Gene Ontology annotation, molecular function: protein binding. Gene Ontology annotation, cellular component: membrane. The transcript has 3 exons. The coding region runs from base 1 to 1179 and encodes 392 amino acids. The record is from RefSeq and is a predicted model, not a curated record. Lineage: Eukaryota; Metazoa; Chordata; Mammalia; Carnivora; Otariidae. Gene Ontology annotation, biological process: regulation of presynapse assembly; positive regulation of synapse assembly; axonogenesis.
AUGAGCGAUCCUCAACUGGACAUCGCCACCUCCUCCUCAGGAGACCUGUCCUGCAUCAAAGAAGAGAAGCUAGAAGUGCAUUUGCAGAAUCCCCCAUGCAUGGUGCCCGGUGAGAGUUUGCUGAUGAGAGAGGCAGAGCUGGAUGCAGGUGAACUGCUUCUGCUUUCGGGCGUGAUUGUUCUGCUCCGGCUGGCGGGUGGCUGCCCAGAGAUGUGCCGCUGUCACUCGUCUUCACAUUCUGUAGACUGCGGCCGGCAGGGGCUGGCUGAAGUCCCUCCAGAUUUGCCUCCGCAGACUCUAACACUGCACUUGCAAGAUAACCAGAUACGCCAGCUUCCUGCGUUCGCAUUUAGGGCUGUGCCACAUCUCAGGACCCUGAACUUGUGGAACAAUUCCCUCUCGCAUCUGGCCCCUGGGGUUUUCCAUGGACUCCAGCACUUGCAGGUCUUGAACCUAACCCAGAACUCCCUGAAUUCUCUGGAAAGCAGGCUUUUCCACUCCCUCCCACAGCUGAGGGAGCUUGAUUUGUCAUCAAACAACAUAAGCCACCUUCCCACAUUCCUGGGGAGGCCUUGGGAGAACCUGACCGUAUUUGCAGUUCAACAAAACCAGCUUCAGCAGCUUGAUCGAGCGCUCCUGGAAUCCAUGCCCAGUGUGAGGCUUUUGUUUCUCAAGGACAACCUCUGGAAAUGCAAUUGCCACUUGCUCAGUCUUAAACUCUGGCUGGAGACAUUUAUCUAUAAAGGGGGAGUAACAGACGGUGUCAUCUGUGCGUCACCAGACACCUGGAAAGGAGAGGACCUCCUGAAGAUCCCUCACGAGCUCUACCAGCCCUGCACUUUCCCUUCUCUGGAUGUGGGGUCCUCCAGGGGGCAGCAGCUGGGUUCUGCCCACCGGCCUGUCCCUGGGCCUCCUGAGAGCCACAGCGCCAGGGAGCGAGACCCCUUGGAGUGUGAGCUCAAACCCAAGCUGAGGCCGGCCAACCUGCGUCACGCGGUGGCCACCAUCAUCAUCACCGGGGUUGUGUGCGGGAUCGUGUGUCUCAUGAUGUUGGUGGCUGCCAUCUAUGGCUGCACCUAUGCAGCUGUCACAGCCCAGCACCAUGGGGGACGCUCGGCUCGGACCAAUGAGCCUGCGAAGAUGGAAGGAAAAGAGCUGUGUGACAGCUCACCAGCCUGA